AUGCCCCAAGAGGGCCAGAAACUGUCGCAAUGCGGUUCCAGCCGCGACGAUGCAGUGUCUCGAGGUUGUCAAUUCGACAUUAUGAGCUUUUCCUGGCUUCCGCCCGCUUGUUAUGACGAGGCGUUAGCCAUUGAGUUUGCUGGACUUCGAGGCUGGCAAUAUUUUCGGGAUGAAAAUCGAACGACGGGCAUCCCGAGGAAAGAGGUGGCACUGGGACAAUACGACCUCCUUUAUGUCUCCACGGAGUACCAUGUUCUGCAUUGUACGUAUAUGUGGCGGAAAAUGCAUCGAGCUGUUUUGAAGGCCGCUCCCAUCGACGGAUACAUUGGAGAAUAUAACCACACAAAGCAUUGUGAGGAGGUGCUGGUCGGAGAGAGGACAAAGGACCUGAAUUCCACUGCAUUGAUGGUGAUGAAGGUUUCCCUCCUGUGGCUUUUGAGACAAGUCAAGGUAUGUUCUCGACUUGGUUCAGGGAAGGAUGAGAUGGCCGCAGCCCUGAUGGAGAGUCUGGAUUGCUUGGGUUCAUUACGAUAUGAAGUUAAGCGUGUACGAUAG
Messenger RNA from Rhinocladiella mackenziei CBS 650.93, 555 nucleotides. RefSeq lists its product as uncharacterized. The record is from RefSeq and is a predicted model, not a curated record. Lineage: Eukaryota; Fungi; Ascomycota; Eurotiomycetes; Chaetothyriales; Herpotrichiellaceae. The transcript has a single exon. Bases 1 to 555 code for a protein of 184 amino acids.